Messenger RNA from Pieris rapae (cabbage white), 2537 nucleotides. It is a transcript of the gene TfIIA-L, whose product is annotated as transcription initiation factor IIA subunit 1. Gene Ontology annotation, cellular component: transcription factor TFIIA complex. The transcript has 2 exons. Gene Ontology annotation, biological process: transcription initiation at RNA polymerase II promoter; transcription by RNA polymerase II. The record is from RefSeq and is a predicted model, not a curated record. The coding region runs from base 285 to 1265 and encodes 326 amino acids. NCBI's taxonomy places the organism in Eukaryota, Metazoa, Arthropoda, Insecta, Lepidoptera, Pieridae.
UUAUUUGCGCCGUCAAUUGUCAAAAUUUAAGUUAAAAUUAUUAGAACUUUACAGUGAUUUUGAUGUUUGCUUACGUUUUAUCGAAAAUAUAACACAUCUAAGCUUAAAUAUUUAAUUAAAGUGAGUUUAUGUUUAACCACAAGAAUACAAAUACUUUUGCCUACGAAAUGUGAAUACAAUCAUCGUUACACACUUCAUCUCGAAGCAUUACCUGCGUAUUUUACAUAGACCUCGAGAUUUUUCAGAUAGUUCAUGAGGUUGGGUAUUUCUGCUAAAACAGCAUAAUGACCAUGAGCCAGGUGUCCGUUUUGAAACUUUAUAACUCUGUAGUAGAUGAUGUGAUUGCUGGCGUGCGAGAUUGUUUCCUUGAUGAUGGUGUAGACGAACAAGUAUUACAAGAGUUAAAACAAUUAUGGAAAUCAAAAUUAGUUGCUAGUGGUGCGAUGGAUCCUGCACCUGAACCUCCGAUGCAACAAAUACCGCAGCCACCUGUAUUACAGCAUUUUCAAAAGGUCAAUGGUAACAAUUUAUUGCCAAAAAGAGGUGACAUAGGACCACAAACUUCUGGCCAGUCAGGGGUGGAACAUGGAGCGCCUGGUCCAAACAUGGGUCAUCCUCAUCCAGUACUUGACCCUAAUAAUAAGGUGCCUGUUCAACUAACACUACCAGCACAACCGAGUGUGCCUGGAUCUCAACCACGUUCCUUUACAAUUCAAAUUCCAGCGUCUGCACUUAAUGGAAAUAAACUUCAUCAAGUAUUAACUGGACCUAUAAUUAAUGCUACAAUAAAUUUACCGCAACCAUUGGCUGCAACACUUCUUCAGCAACAUAUAAACUCUGCACUGGCAGGUCAACAGAAUGACUUUGAUGGUGGUGGUGGUGGUGGUCGUAGUGGUGCUGCACCCUUUUCUCUUGAUGGUGCUUUAGAUUCUUCUGAUGAUGAAGGGUCCAAUGUAGGGGAUGGUUCGGAAGAUGCUGCUGGUGAUGAUGAUGAAGAUGAGGAUUCAGUAGAAGAGAGAGCAGAAGAGGAAGAAGAAGAAAGAGAUGAAUUUGGAGGAGCGGAGGAAGAACCACUAAACUCUGGUGAUGAUGUUUCUGAUGAAGAACCUGGUGACAUGUUUGACACUGACAAUGUGGUAGUAUGCCAAUAUGACAAGAUUACACGUACAAGGAAUAAGUGGAAAUUUUAUUUUAAAGAUGGUAUUAUGAAUCUAGCUGGGAAGGAUUAUGUUUUUCAAAAAGCUAAUGGUGAUGCAGAGUGGUAAAUUUAUUCAAUUAUUAUAAAUUAUGUGGAUGUAAUGAUUGAUAUUGAUGUAAAUUGUUGUUGUUACAAAAUACCAAUAUCGCCAGGCUAAAAAUUUCAUAAGUUGAAAAGAUGUAUAUAAUUUUUUUAAUAUGAGCAUCAAAUUAUAAAUUUUUUAGUAAAUAAUUUUGUGUGUAUAUUCUUGUACUGUAGUUUUCUAUGUCAAGUAUGUUAAAACCAUCGCAGCUCAAACUGAUUAUUAAUUGAAAUUAUUUUAUUUUAUUACUACUAAACAAAAUGCAAUUUUCAAAAUUUAAGAAAAAACAACCUUGAUGCAAAUAACUGCUUUGGUAGUGUAAGUCAAUGUUACAUACUUUCCUGUUAGUUUGUUCAUUUAUAUUUUAAGUAACUCAAUAAAAUAUAGUGUUUAAGUUAUAUAAUUUCUUAUUUCAACUCAGAAUAAAUUUUUGAAGAGAAUACAUUUUUCUCUUGAGCUUCACUAAAGUAUGAAAUUCAAAGUACCUCAGUGCCAUAAAGUUAAAAUCCAAUCCAACCAAAGUUCAGACUAACUUAACAAUAAAAUAGAAAACAUGUGAAGCUGGUAAAAAGUUUGGUUUUUGUAAGAAAAAUAAUUUGCUUGCUUGGAAAUUAUAGGUAAGCAAACAAUUGUAUAACUUGUAAUUAGUAGUUUAUAUAAGAUAUUUAUGUCAAAUUUGUAUAUUUAAUACAGUUAAAUACAUGUUUUCAAAGACAGCAAUUAAAUCAAUACUGUUAAUUAAUGUUUAUAUGUCCAUAUUCACUUAUAUUUUCCAAUAAUUAAUAUUUAAAAUCUUAGUUGGAUAACAACAUGUAUAUUGAAAGUAAUACAAAUUUAUUCUUUAUUUAAUUUUUUUAGAACAACUAUGUCAUAUACACUUCUAAUAGACACAAUCCAUUUUUCAAUGGUGCAAACCUAAGCCACUACAAACAAAUAAAAAAUGGUUGUGCAUUAUUUCAAUUUCUAUUAUGUUGAUUAUGUAGCAAACUUCUAGCUUGCAGUUAUAUUUUUGUAAAUUUUAGUAUAAUUUGCACAAAAUUAUUAGUUUUUUUUAGUUAAUAAUUCUCACCAAUUACUUUUAUGUGAUAUAACAUUUAGAAUUUAUGUAGAUAAUAAUACCAAUACCUUAAUUUCUAGUGCAGAUUCUAUAUUAAGAAUUUGUUACUAAAUAUGUACUAAGUUUACUUACUUUAGUUUGUGGUUCAAUAGUUUUGUUUCCAACAUUAAUGAAUGCUGUAAUAAAGAUAUUGCAGUUAA